Messenger RNA from Notolabrus celidotus (New Zealand spotty), 1519 nucleotides. It is a transcript of the gene mthfd2l, whose product is annotated as methylenetetrahydrofolate dehydrogenase (NADP+ dependent) 2 like. Gene Ontology annotation, cellular component: mitochondrion. The transcript is spliced from 8 exons. The coding region runs from base 61 to 1107 and encodes 348 amino acids. Gene Ontology annotation, molecular function: methylenetetrahydrofolate dehydrogenase (NAD+) activity; methenyltetrahydrofolate cyclohydrolase activity; methylenetetrahydrofolate dehydrogenase (NADP+) activity. Lineage: Eukaryota; Metazoa; Chordata; Actinopteri; Labriformes; Labridae. The record is from RefSeq and is a predicted model, not a curated record. Gene Ontology annotation, biological process: tetrahydrofolate interconversion.
CGGACGCACACACGCACGGCGUACACACGCUGUAACACACUCUUUAACACACACACAAACAUGGCGGCCUCUGUUUCACCGCUACGCUCCUCCUUCAGGAUAUAUAGCUCCUUAACGUUACACCAUCACUGCUGCAGGGCGAAACUGCGGACGCACAGAAAAUGCGAAAGUCAAAGGAGACAUCUUCACCAGACGGUGACGAGGCAUGCUGCAGUGGUGAUCUCUGGGACAGAGUUGGCUCGGCAGAUCCACAGAGAAAUCCAGCGUGAUGUGGAAGAUCUGGUUGCACAGGGCAACAUGAGACCCCACCUUGGAGUGGUCUUGGUUGGUGACAACCCAGCCAGUCAAACCUAUGUCAAGAAUAAGACCCGGGCAGCCAGCAUCCUGGGUAUUUCCAGUGACACAGUUAUUCGACCUAGCUCUGUCACUCAGGAGGAGUUACUGGAGCUGAUUGACAAGAUGAACCGUGACUGGAGGGUCAGCGGGCUGUUGGUGCAGCUGCCACUUCCAGAGCACAUAAAUGAGCGAGCAGUGUGUAAUGCCAUCGCUCCAGAGAAGGAUGUGGAUGGCUUUCACAUUGUGAAUAUUGGUAAGCUGUGUCUGGACCAGAGAUCCAUGGUGCCUGCUACUCCUGCAGCUGUCUGGGAGAUCAUCAAACGAGCAGGUAUUGAGACAGUGGGAAAGAAUGUGCUUGUCGCUGGUCGCUCUAAAAAUGUUGGCAUGCCCAUUGCGAUGUUGCUGCACUCAGAUCGCAACCAUGAACGCCCAGGAGGGGAUGCCACAGUGACCAUCGCUCACAGAUGUACACCAAGAGAACAGCUGAAGGAGCUUACCAGCCUGGCUGACAUCAUAAUUGCAGCUGCAGGUGUUCCCGGGUUGAUCACAGCAGAUAUGGUGAAAGAGGGCGCAGCAGUCAUCGACGUAGGCAUAAACCGCAUCAAAGACCCGAACACAGGAAAACUACGACUCAUCGGUGACGUGGACUUCGCAGGAGUGAAGGAGAAAGCCGGUUUCAUCACACCCGUUCCCGGAGGCGUGGGUCCGAUGACAGUCGCCAUGCUGAUGAGGAACACUGUGACUGCUGCCAGAAACGCACUGAUGCAUUAAACGCACGCACGCACGCACGCACGCACGCACGCACGCACGCACGCACGCACGCACGCACGCACGCACGCACGCACGCACUAUAAAGCUGGUUAUAUUGAAUGAUAUAGAGUACAAACAGAGAAUGCAUAUAUGCAAACAUACAUGAAUCAAUUAACUAAGGCUUACACACUCAUACACACACACACACAACAAAAACAUAAUUUAUUCAUAGGCUCAACACUCCAUACCUGCUGGGAAACUAACUUGAUAUGUACUUUAUUUAUACUUUGUUCAUCUAUUUAUUUAAGUUAUUUAUUCACUUUCUAAGAAUUUAGAUCAAUAUUUUUUCUACUGAAGUCAUUUUGGUUCAUUUUCGAACGCUCCAGAUUCACUGGAAAAGGACUAUUCAAUAAAAAACAAUGCUGUAACAACA